UGUACUUUCGGAUACAGCUGGAAACCAUUAACAACUCUGAGAGCAUCUCUAACUCAGAGGGUGGGUGGCCUGGCAAAGCUCCUGGAUCUCUGAGCGUAAUCACCAGCUCUUAGCACUGGGAGGGGUUUCAUUUCCACCUCCCACCCAGGACAGAAACCCCUUACAACCGUUCUGUUUGCACUCUUCCACCAAAGGUCUGUUCAUGUGAAGCGAUGAACAGCCCAUUGAAGCAUCAAUUCCUAGAAAGUUCUUGGCAAAUUUACCUCUAUAGAAAGUUCACCCUUCCAGUUCCCCCACUCUGGUGUCACAGCUCACAAGAGUGCUGCUUGUAGACACAAAGGACCCCUAGCCUCUGGGUUUUCCCUUCUAGCGGCUAAAUGACCCUUUCUUGUCUAUCCUGUCCUGACUCACAUUUAGUCUUUUCCAGCAUCCACGUGAACUUGCCCACUCUGAACUCUGUUUAUGUUUCAGAAUCACGUUUGGAAACUUUCCAAAGAGCUGGUCCCAGAACUGGACACAUUCCUAGCUAUGGAGUCACCUGAGGCAGGCUUGCAUGUUGCUUCCUCACUAGGCAGCCUUGGCUGGCCUGGCACUUGUUAUAUAGAACGAGGCGGUCCUAAGGACCCACUUGCCUCUGCCUCCUGACUAAAGGAAUGAACCAACACAACACACCUUUGCGGCUGUGCCUCAGAUCAACUGCGAUGUCAAAGCUGGAAAGAUCAUCAAUCCUGAGUUCAUGGUGAAAUGUCCAGCGGGCUGCCAGGACCCCAAAUACCAUGUUUACGGCACUGGCGUCUACGCGUCUUACUCCAGCGUGUGUGGCGCCGCAAUUCACAGCGGUGUGCUGGAUAAUUCAGGAGGGAAAAUACUUGUUCGGAAAGUUGCUGGGCAGUCUGGUUACAAAGGAAGCUACUCGAAUGGGGUUCAGUCUUUAUCUUUACCCAGAUGGCGAGAGUCCUUCAUCGUCGCAGAAAGUAAGCCCCAAAAGGGUGUAGCCUACCCAUCGACUCUUACAUAUUCAUCAUCGAAAACUGCAGCUGCUAAAGCAGGUGAGACCACAAAAGCCUAUGAGAAGCCAUCUAUUCCAGGGACAACCAUACAGCCUGUCACCCUGACACAGGCUCAAGCUACCCCUGUAGCUGAGGUCACCCACAGAUCCACCUCAAAGCCAUUUGCAGCAUCUGUCACCAACAGCCCCAGACCCCAACCUGUGGGCCACAGGAGUCAGGAGAUGGAAGAGGUGGACGGGUGGAAGCCUGGACCAGUCCUUUUAGAUUCAGGAUUUGUGCCAAAAGAAGAACUCAGCACACAGUCUUCGGAGCCAGUGCCGCAGGGAGAUCCAAACUGCAAAAUUGACUUGUCCUUCUUAAUUGAUGGGAGCACCAGCAUCGGCAAGCGCCGCUUCCGGAUCCAGAAGCAGUUCCUAGCGGACGUCGUCCAGGCUCUUGACAUCGGCCCUGCCGGUCCCCUCGUGGGUGUUGUUCAGUACGGAGACAAUCCUGCUACCCAGUUUAACCUCAAAACUCACAUGAAUUCUCAAGAUCUGAAGACAGCUAUAGAGAAAAUUACCCAGAGAGGAGGCCUUUCUAAUGUAGGCCGUGCCAUCUCCUUUGUAACCAAGACCUUCUUUUCCAAAGCCAAUGGGAACAGAGGUGGUGCUCCCAAUGUGGCUGUGGUCAUGGUGGAUGGCUGGCCCACAGACAAGGUGGAAGAGGUGUCACGAGUUGCCAGAGAGUCUGGGAUCAACGUCUUCUUCAUCACCGUCGAAGGGGCCGCCGAAAGGGACAUACAGCAUGUGGUGGAGCCCGGUUUUGCCAGCAAGGCAGUGUGCAGAACAAACGGGUUCUACUCCUUCAAUGUGCAGAGCUGGCUCAGCCUUCACAAAACAGUGCAGCCCCUGGUGAAGCGGGUCUGCGACACGGACCGCCUAGCCUGCAGCAAGACCUGUUUAAACUCUGCGGACAUAGGCUUUGUCAUCGAUGGGUCUAGCAGCAUGGGGACAAGCAACUUCCGCACGGUCCUGCAGUUCGUGGCCAACCUCAGCAAGGAGUUUGAGAUUUCAGACACCGACACACGCGUCGGGGCCGUGCAGUACACCUACGAGCAGCGGCUCGAAUUUGGGUUCGACAAGUAUAACAGCAAAGCCGACAUCCUCAGUGCCAUCAGGAGGGUGGGGUACUGGAGCGGAGGCACCAGCACAGGGGCUGCCAUCCAGUAUGCCCUCGAACAGCUCUUCAAGAAGUCCAAACCGAACAAGAGGAAGGUAAUGAUCAUUAUCACUGACGGCAGGUCUUACGAUGACGUGCGGAUCCCAGCCAUGGCUGCCUACCAGAAGGGGGUGAUCACGUAUGCAAUAGGCAUUGCGUGGGCUGCUCAGGACGAGCUGGAGGUAAUGGCCACUCACCCCGCCAAGGACCAUUCCUUCUUUGUGGAUGAUUUUGACAACCUCUACAAAAUUGCCCCCAGGAUCAUCCAGAAUAUUUGUACAGAGUUCAACUCACAGCCUCGAAACUGAGCUGGGACCAGACAGAGGAUGGCAAACACUGUCUUACGGAUCCUUGGGACCAUCCCUCGCCUUGUGCCUAUGGGUGGGGGUGGAGUGGGGGGUAGGGGGAGUUUCUGACAGAGCUUGGGAAAAGGCGUUUGGUGUUACUAUUCUUUGCCAUUGGUGGUGUGCAUGCUUCAAAACCUACCAGGUAAAAGGCUGGCUAGGAGCUCUCAGGUUGGGUUCAAAUACUGCAUCGCUUUGUGUGCACUGAAGAAUCCACAUUUUGACAGUUGUUUUCAAAAUAGUUAAUCCAGAGGAGAGUCCAGCUCUUAGGACAGGAAAGACCUGAGAGGUUAUAGGAAGUUUGUUUACAUUUCCCAUUAGAACUCUGUAAUUGUCCAUAAGUAUCUUUUUAUUGUUUUCUUCCCCUUUUUUACUUUCUUUUUCUUCUUUUUUGUCAUGAGAAUGUGGGAGUUGCUGAAAUAAAUGUUUCAAAGAAUCAUGG
This is a messenger RNA of Mus musculus (house mouse), 2993 nucleotides long. RefSeq names its product vitrin (gene Vit). Gene Ontology annotation, cellular component: extracellular matrix. The transcript is spliced from 12 exons. Lineage: Eukaryota; Metazoa; Chordata; Mammalia; Rodentia; Muridae. The coding region runs from base 737 to 2515 and encodes 592 amino acids. The record is from RefSeq and is a predicted model, not a curated record.